Messenger RNA from Alternaria alternata, 428 nucleotides. RefSeq lists its product as hypothetical. Bases 111 to 347 code for a protein of 78 amino acids. Lineage: Eukaryota; Fungi; Ascomycota; Dothideomycetes; Pleosporales; Pleosporaceae. The record is from RefSeq and is a predicted model, not a curated record. The transcript has a single exon.
UUCUGCAAGCAUCACACCGUAGCAAGAGUCGGCCAAUAACUAGGCGCGGCGCAACGGCGUACGACGUUGAGCGGAAACUCUUGGGCCGUUGAUCAAAGGCCCACUAUCCAAUGUCAGCUCUGGUAAUGAUUUUGGCAGCCCUAAAGUUAGGUACGGUACCCACAAUUCCCCAGUCUGCAAUUAGGGUUCAGCAGCAUGGAAGUGACAGCGGGGCAUGCCAGGAAAGGGUACUACGAAGUACAAAAAAUGACACUUCGCAGUUUGCCCGGGCACUCAGACGCGGCGUGUCCGCCGACUGCAUAUUUACCCGAAGGGCAAAUACGAUAGACAAAGGAUCAGUUUCGUAAAACUCUUUUAUGUGGGGUACAGAAAAGCCUGGAAACCACAAUAACGGCUUUCUACAGGCUGCGGUGAAGUGCUACGAGAUA